GAACCUCCCACAAGGACAGACGAAUUGUGGCGGGUCGCAUUACCAGCCAUUGGCUUUCUGUGUUAGCUGCUUUUUUUUCUAGGCGCCACCAUGACGGGAGGAAAGGAGCUAGGGGCGGCUGUGGCGUUGUAUGAGCGGCUGCAGAAGCUCUCCUGUCCAUGUUUAGAGGGUGUGUAUCUCACAGAUCCUCAGAGUAUACAUGAGCUGCUCUGUACCCCAUCAAGUCAUCGUUUGGAUGUCCUACAGUGGCUGUGCUCAAGAAUUUACCCUCCUGUUCAAGAACAGUUAUCAUCUUUAAAGGAAUCUCAAACAGACAUUAAAGUAAAAGAAAUUGCCAAGCUUUGCUUUGACCUCAUGCUUUGCCAUUUUGAUGACCUGGAUCUAAUUAAAGGACAUGCCAGCCCUCUCAAACAGAUCUCCUUUAUAGAGCAGCUAUUGGAUGUCAUCCAGUUUCCUGACAUAAUUUCAAAUAAUGUCACACUUGAAUCGUUGUCUCACAGCACAGAAAAAAAUAUUGUAACCUGCAUUCGAGAAAACGAAGAGUUUUUGAAAGAAUUAUUUUCCAGUCCUCAUUUUUAUGCCACCCUUAGCCCUGAGUGCAACCCCUGGCCUGCAGACUUCAAACCUAUUCUAACGGCUGAGGAAUCUCUUCAGAAAAGGGCACCCCAGACUAGCAUGGGAAAAAAUAUGAGCAAUUCUGUAGAAGCUUUACAGGAAAUUUCUUUAUCGCUAGAAGCAUUAAAAGAAGAGUGUGUGGAUCUCUGCAGCUCUGUGGCUGAUGGUGAUAAAGUUAUUCAGACUCUGAGGCUGGCCUUGACUGAUUUCCAUCAACUGACUGUAGCCUUUAAUCAAGUUUAUGUGAAUGAGUUCCAGGAGCACUGUGGCCAUCCUACCCCUCAGAUGAGCCCUGCGGGACCUUUUUUCCAAUCUGUCCACCAGUCACUUAGCACCUGCUGCAAGGAGCUUGAAUCCAUUGCCCAGUUUACAGAAACUUCUGAGAAAAUUGUAAAUGUGGUGAAUGAGAGGUAUCAGUCUAAGGAGAAAUGGUCAGGAAGCUCUAUUUCCACACUGUAUGAGAAAAUGAAGGAACUGAGACAGAGCUAUGAGGCAUUUCAACAAAGUUCAUUGCAGGACUGAAGAACUAUGAGCCAUUGGAACUUCCAUGCUACCACAAAAACCAUGUAUUUUAAAAAUGACUGUUGGAAUAAAAGCAUGCUACCUACUACCCCUUUUCAUAUUGCAUUAGAGGGUGGAAAAGGCAUCUACCAAAAACUUUGUUCAUCCAGGAUAAUCCUAUAUGAAGAAAACACAUCCAUUUUACAUUGAUACCGUUUUGUCUGCUGGAUUAAUAGACAUUUCGACUGUAGGAUAACAAACAUAACCAUUUUAAGGAUGCUACUUUUAAAACACCAAGUAAUAAACAAGACCCAUUGCUGUUAAA
Messenger RNA from Xenopus tropicalis (tropical clawed frog), 1441 nucleotides. RefSeq names its product HAUS augmin like complex subunit 7 (gene haus7). Lineage: Eukaryota; Metazoa; Chordata; Amphibia; Anura; Pipidae. The record is from RefSeq and is marked provisional.